Messenger RNA from Homarus americanus (American lobster), 621 nucleotides. RefSeq names its product cuticle protein 7-like. Gene Ontology annotation, cellular component: extracellular matrix. Lineage: Eukaryota; Metazoa; Arthropoda; Malacostraca; Decapoda; Nephropidae. The record is from RefSeq and is a predicted model, not a curated record. The coding region runs from base 35 to 430 and encodes 131 amino acids. The transcript has 3 exons.
ACUAACUGAUUCCUUCACCAGCAUCAUCAACAUCAUGAAGGUGGUUCUCGCCCUGACUCUGGUGGCCGCCGCUAUGGCUGCGCCGUCCAGACGUGGCUACGGCUUCUCCCCCGCCCCCGUCCCUGCCCCUGCCCCGUCCUACAGACCAGCCCCGUCCUAUAGGCCAACUUAUGGUCCUGCUCAGUACAGCUUCGACUGGGCGGUGAAUGACGCUCCCUCCGGUAACGACUUCGGCCACGAGGAGACUCGUAACGGUGACAACACCCAGGGGUCGUACUACGUGCAGCUUCCCGACGGUCGUCUGCAGCGGGUGACCUACACUGUCAACGGCGGCUCUGGGUACGUGGCCGAGGUCACCUACCAGGGCGAGGCUCAAUUCCCUACCUACAGUGCAGGGCCAUCCUAUAGGCCAACCCCAGCGUAUGGUUAAAACACAUUUAACCAUAUAAUUAAUAAAUCCCCCUACAUAUGUAUUUAUAUAUAGAGAAAGAAAUAAUAUAUCACUUUUGAUGUGGAAAUGUUGCAAUAUCUAUGUAUAGAAAGCUUUUACUUGCAAUGUUAAUUUUAUUUUUAUUUUGUUGCUUUGAUUUCAUAGAGAAGUAAUAAAUGUUAUUAGACUUC